Messenger RNA from Stegastes partitus (bicolor damselfish), 3967 nucleotides. Its product is annotated as folate transporter 1-like. Lineage: Eukaryota; Metazoa; Chordata; Actinopteri; Pomacentridae. The transcript has 7 exons. The record is from RefSeq and is a predicted model, not a curated record. Gene Ontology annotation, biological process: folate transmembrane transport. The coding region runs from base 426 to 2009 and encodes 527 amino acids. Gene Ontology annotation, cellular component: basolateral plasma membrane; plasma membrane; apical plasma membrane. Gene Ontology annotation, molecular function: folic acid binding; folate:monoatomic anion antiporter activity.
UCCCCGUUGGGGUUGGAGAUGUGGUACAAGACGCCAUCGAAAUCUGCAGCGGAGACGGACAAACGUUAGCGGCCGCAGUGUCCCACUGAAGAGGAGUUAAAGGGACCGAGGCUGAUCGUUUCCCUCCUUUGAGGCUUCAGGUUAACAAUGAUCCCAGACUCGGCUGCUGGAUAGCUUGCCGUCAGACAAUGUCACAGUGUGGAAAGGAGCGAAGGUCAACGUUUUUUCUUACAUGCGAGCAGCAGCAGCAGCAGCAGCAUGUUGCAUUUUAACCACCUCAGCCUGUUACACGGUUCGUUCUUCAGUCUUCUCUGACACAGAGAGGCAGAAGAGUUGUUUUUUGUUUUUUUUUUUUAAACUAUUUUUCACAUCGAAACAAAUCCUCACAUGGUGAUUUGACACAGCAGCAAAAGUUGCUCGACACAAUGGCAGCGGACGACACGGCGGGGAGUGGAGACCGAUCGGAGGGGGAGAAGGAUGUGGAAGUGCCUGCAUCUGGAGACACUAAAGGACAUGAAGACGGGGAUGCAGAGAUGGGUUUGUCUGCCCGUGAGGCUCCGGCUAGCUCUGAGGAUCCCACGGAGGAAGCCAGGAGUCCCAAGAAGUGGAAGUGGGCCGUGAUGUUCUUGUGUUUGUACGGCUUCAUGGCAUCGGUGAAGCCUGGGGAGCCCUUUAUUACGCCGUAUCUGCUGAGCGCUGAGAAGAACUUCACCAGGGUGCAGGUGACCAAUGAGAUCACUCCGGUGCUGACGUACUCCUACAUGGCGGUGCUGGUGCCGACCUUCCUGCUGACGGAUCUUCUGCGCUACAAGCCGGUCCUGGUCCUCCAGGGCCUCAGCCAAGUGGCCAUCUGGGUCCUCCUGCUCUUGGGCACCACGCUGCUUCAGAUGCAGUUCAUGGAAUUCUUCUACGGCAUCACCAUGGCCUGCCGCGUGGCCUACUCCUCCUACAUCUUCUCGCUGGUCAACCCGGUCAUGUACCAGCGCGUGGCGGGAUACUCGCGCGCCUCCACCCUGCUGGGGGUUUUCAUCAGCUCUGCGCUGGGACAGCUGUGCAUGUCUCUGGGCAACAUCACCUUCUACACCCUCAACGCCAUCUCGCUGGGGUUCGUCAGCUUCGGCCUGCUGCUCGCGCUGUGCCUGCCGUGGCCCAAACGCUCCCUGUUUUUCAACCGGACAAAGAAUCAGGAGCAAAGGGAGCUGGCACCAGUGGUGUCUAAAUCCGAACUGGACCAAAUGAACCCCAAACAGGGAGUUUCUGCGUCACGCUGGAAACACUCUGUUUUUGUGGCGAUGCUGCUGGAGCUGAGAAACGUGGUGAAGAGGCCCAACCUGAGACUCUGGUCGCUGUGGUGGGUGUUCAACUCCACGGGGUAUUACCUCGUGCUGUUCUACGUGCACAUCCUGUGGAGCAAAGUGUCUGACAACCAGAAAGUUUACAACGGGGGAGUGGAGGCAGCUUCUACCCUACUGAGCGCGAUCGCCUCCUUCAUGGCGGGCUACAUUAAAAUUCGGUGGAACGUGUGGUCAGAGCUGGUCAUCGGCGUGAUCACGGGGGUGCAGGCCGGUCUGCUGCUCCUCAUGGGCAACACGGGCGACAUCUGGGUCUGCUACGUCUCCUACGUCCUCUUCAGGAGCUUCUACCAGUUCCUGGUGCCCAUCGCCACUUUCCAGAUCGCCUCGUCGCUCACCAAGGAGCUCUGCGCCCUGGUGUUCGGCAUCAACACCUUCCUGGGGACGAUACUGAAGACCAUCAUCAGCCUGAUAUUUGUUGACAAGAGGGGUCUGGCGCUGGAUGUGGGCUCUCAGUUCAUCGUCUACUUCAUUUACUUCGCCAUUCUUACCGUCGUCUACCUUGUGUGCGCUGCUGUCGUCAUCGUCCGUCACUACAGAAACCGGGACGGGGGAGGAGGCGGGGCCGGCGACCAGGCCACGCCCACUGAGCUCAGCCCCGUGGCUGAAAAUUCAGAGGCAGAGCCUUUAUCUAACGGCAAAAGUGCCAAAUCAUAAAGAUAAGGGAUGUGUGUCGCCCUGUAACUGCUGUCUGUUAUCUAGUUGUGUUAAUAAGCCGUUCAGACUGAGUGGGAUCAAUCGUUUUUUGCCCUCUGACGGAGAGGCGUGUUCAGCACUGGCCUUAAUCAUAAAAGUGCCUCAUCUGCUGCUUAACCUUCCUGCACUACACAAGUCAGCUUGUGUCUGACGUCUGGGGGGAGGUUUGUGUCUGUGUGCGACGAUCAGGUGUGACAAGAAGAAGAAGACAUUUAAUGAAUAAUGCGGCGAAGCACAAGAUGGCAGCGUGCUUCAGUUUCAUGAACAAACAUUUUAAUCAGGAAAGUCUUCAGACCCUUUCACAUUUUUACCAGCCACGACUGUUCCUGUGUGUUUCUGUGGACAGAUUUUGUCAAAAAAAAAAAGAUGCUGUUACAGGACUUCCAGGUGUGACACCAAAGUGAAAUUUGAAGGCGAAAAAGUAAAGAAAUACGACAUUUACGGGAUUUCCACUUCACCUACUAGAGAUUGUGGGAGUGAAGCUAGAGAGAGGAUGGAUUAUUUUACUUUCUUUCAUUCCCCCCAUAAGUAUCUUUUCAAUUGUUCUCAUCUAAACAUGACUGAACCAAAGGAGCGCUUUGGUUUCUUUCAACCCCGGGUGUUUCCAGGUAUUGUGGCCGCUGCUUCUUUCACCGUCUUCCAACUCGGCCUUCAAACGCUGUAAAGCUCAAAAUCUGUCCACAGACUCAAACAGAAGGCGAAAGUAAAGUACGCCUCGCUGUCACCGCUGGUAAAGAAAGGCAGGACAAGCUAGUUGGAUCAUUCCCCAGAGGAAGCGAGGCCGUAUUUAAGGGUCGGACCACCCCUCAGACUUCCUGUACACGAGGUCACAUCAUCGUCACAAGUUGUGUGCCUCAAGUUUUUUCCCCCAAACUACAAUUUUGAGUCACCGUAUUGGACAGAAAUCUGUGUUUUCUGUUAUUUCUGACCAACAAAAAUCUCUUUAAUGCUUGACUAAAUGAAACUCAGAUUAGCCAAACUGUUUCUAAAAUCAUUUCAUUUCGAUGUCACGAAGGGCGACCAGCAGAAAUUCCCCCACGCAGGAACAAAACUGAGUAUAAUCAGGCCUUAGUUUUUAUCUGUAAAUGGGAUAUUUCCAUCUUGGAUUUCUCUUAAAUGUCCAGCACAGUUCGAUAACGUGUCCUUGGGGCGGUUGCUGUGGAGAGUCUGGAAACUUCCUGUGAACCCAGAGCGGGACCUUUUUAUUUUUAUUUUUAAAUGCAAUGACCAGAACAUUCUUUUAUUUUUUUGUAUUCCAAACAUGAAACAAAUACGUAGAAAUCACAGCUGCAACCUGCUGGACUUUCCUCUUUCUGCCUUUCUAACAUCUACACUCCUAUUUUACCGAAUGUUACAACUACUGCAUGUCAGUGCAUUUAAAAACAACAACAACAAAACAGACUACUACUACGAGUAUGAUCGCGCUUUAGUUACUGGUAGUGGUUCUCACAUCAGAUCAUUAAUAUCUGUCUGCAGCUUUCAUACAUGAUUUAGCUGUAAUUAAUGUAGAAGCAGCACAACGAAGACAUUUAAUCUGUAUUUAAUUCAGUUUCUUUUUAAUGUAGCUUAGCUGCUUGUCCGGCGGCCAUUUUGGCAGCAACAAACCACCACAAAGUACUCUUUAGACCCGGUCGUCCUUUAUUUUUUUUUUGGGUUAAAGGACGACCGUUUUUACUUGCAGUGUUACUCGAUCCAACAGGAAAACGAAAGCUGAGCGGCGACACGGAGGUCCGCGUUUGUCAUGUUCACCGAGUUUUAGCGGGACUACGUUGCUUCCAUUCAGAAUGUACAGAUGUUUGUUUUAUUUUGAUUGAAAUAAUUGCUGAGAAAUGACUGUGAACCUGUCCGAAUGCUGUAAGAAAAACAAUCAGAUGUUUAUUUUUUAUUCACAAAUAAAUUACGUUUGGUGGACGAAAAAA